Molecule: messenger RNA, 1295 nt
Organism: Mobula hypostoma (lesser devil ray)
Lineage: Eukaryota; Metazoa; Chordata; Chondrichthyes; Myliobatiformes; Myliobatidae
Product: zinc finger CCHC domain-containing protein 3-like
Exons: 2
Coding region: 248-1249 (333 amino acids)
Biological process (GO): activation of innate immune response
Molecular function (GO): double-stranded DNA binding; zinc ion binding; RNA binding
Source: RefSeq, a predicted model, not a curated record
AGUUUGAAGAGUACCAGGCGAUGCGUCAGCACGCUCCAGUCCCUGGGCACUGUAAAAGCCGACGUGACCUUCCUCCAGGAGUGCAGACUACCACACCUCCGUAACUCCCGGAGGUGGGCACGGUGGUGGAAAAAAGACCAGAAGGCGGAGGAGAAGAGUUCGUGCUGACGCAGGGGUGGAUGCUAAUGCUGAUUGGCCUCCAAUCUAACACCCCAUACCAGCGACGACAGCAGUGAGGAAGAAGAAGAUGGCAGCAGCGAGCAGUGCAUCGGCUCGAGGCCCGGAUAUCAAGAACACUGUCAGGCUGACAGUGCGAGACCGGAACGGGGGCACCAGCAUCACCCGAGAGACCGUCAUCCGGAAGGUCUUGAUGGAACGCUGUGGAUUUAUGCCCAACGUCAUCUACUGUGUCCAGGAUUUCGCAGGUUUCUUCGAUGUCACUUUCCGGCAGGCUGCAGGGUGGCAGAAGCUGUAUCAGCAGCUUCAGCUGAAGGGGACAGAGGCGCCGCUGUCUCUGCUGAAAGCACAGGCCCUCUUUACAACGGCAACCCAGCAGGAACGGACAAUCAUGCUCCAGAUGUUCAACCUGUACGUGCCAGUGGUGGACGUCCUUACAUUCCUCGCUCGGUAUGUGGAGAGCGUAGGAACACCAGCGGACGUGAAGGACGGACUGGGAAUCUGGACCAGCAAACAGCAGGUCAAGGUGAAGCUGAGGUUGGAUUCCAACGGCGGCAUCAUCCAGCCCCCCUCCGUCUUCGCCAUCAGAGGGAACGGAGGGUACACGGUGUACGCGGGGCAAUCCAGGGUGUGCCGAAACUGCGGCAAGGCAGGGCACAUCGCAGCCCACUGCAGGGUGUUGAUGUGCAAGAACUGUAAAACUGAAGGCCACCUGACCAAAGACUGCACGCAGGCCAAGUCCUGCAACCUUUGCGGACAGGCUGGCAACCUGUACAGAGACUACCCGAGGCAUGGGGGCACCUACGCACAGGCGACCAGGGAAGGUGCUGGCACUGAAAGGGCCCAGGCAGUUUCGGACGUACCCGCCAGCGCUGCAGACGAGGCACCCGACAGGACGGACGAUGAAACCAGGGAGGAAGGUGCAAGCACCCCAAGACCUGCCACCCCGCUGCAGACCCCCCAGGACCAGGCAAACGACAAGCAGGAGUCCAUGGAGGAGGGGAGAGCUGAGGUGGAAACUGAAUGGAAGGUCGUGAAACGUAAAAAGACCCAAAAGGCCGCGGCCAAGUGACAGAAGGCAGAGGAUUACAAGAAAAGGGCAAGGAACCACACAGCCU